AUGAGUAUUCCAGCCUUGAACAAAUGGACGACUGUGGCGCCCUGCGCUUCACUUGUCGCUGCCCAACAGCAUUUCUGUGAGGUGUUGCCUGCUGCCUUUGAGGCUUGUUUCGGCAACCGACAAGAAGUCUCAGAAGAGUCGGAUGUGGACGAAGGGGUGGCCUUGGGACAGCCUGUAGAUCAAACAGCAAGGUGGCGAAAGCUCGCGCGGAAGCGUCAGCAGAAAGGAAGCAUCUUCUUGAAAGAUCCUGAAUCUCGCUUUCGCACGCUAGCGUGGACAGUGCUGACUAUGCCCAUUAUGCGCAUUCACUAUUCAUUGUUCAAGCACGCUACAUGGUUCACAGAACGGCCAAGGGAUGAUGGGAGCAAUGGAGGCCAUGGGGAAGACACAUCCUCUGCAUUUGGCAUGGUGGCAGCUCGGCCCACCCAGAGAGCACUUUCUCAGUUUGCAGACAUGGUGCAGAGCCCUGACAACGAUGCAUGGCUACCGCUAGUUGCGUUUUAUGGUCCAGUACGGCAGUGGCCUCAGGCCAGGUUGCGGACCGCAAGGCGAGCCGUGUGCACCAUUAUUGGGCAGCUUUGGAGAAAGCUUGCUGAGCCAUGGCAACGAUAUCCUUGGAAGUUGCUUGGCCUGUUGUCGGAUGAUGAUGGAGCAAGGACAGCUUGCGCCCAACAGUUGUUGGACAGCAACUGCUGCUGUCUGGACAACUUUUCGGAAAAGCUGCGUGGCAUCUGUCCAUCGCUUGAGGAGUUGUUGUCGGCAGACACGCGCGCUUUCGUCGAAGCGGUUUUCAACCGGGUCGUGCCCACCUCGACUUACGUGGAGCGUUGUUUUGCACGGUAUCAGAAGUGGACCUUGACCCGUGGCCACAAGAUCAGCUGUAGCCAGCUUGCUGCCAAGCACUACACGUACGCUAUGACCCACUUAGUGGGCUCGUGGCGCAAGAAUCGUGUGCGUGAUGGACUGAUGCAGCGGCCCCAGACCAACAGGGCUCGUCCCAAGUGGGUUCGCAAAAGACGACAUUCCCGCAGCAGCACUGGCCUGCAUCUGUUUACUCGGGAGUUUCGCGAACAGAAUGCAGCGGCUGCUGUUGGUCGCCGCCGUGCCAACCAAGGCUGGACGAUGAUUGCGCGGGCGCACCGAGCUUGGUCAGUUCUUUCUCGGCAGGAGCAGGCCAGGUGGACACAGAAGGCCAAAGUGCAGAACGCUGCUGCCAGAGACAGACUCAACCAGGAGCAGUUGCAAGAAGCGGCAGGGGAAGCAAACACGUUUUCGGGAGGCCCUUGGGGUAUAGGUUCGGAAGAAGGCUUCCCGCUAGCCCGCCACGUUGUGGUAGACAACGCGGAUCGCAAACGGACCAUGGAGCAAACCUUUGCAGAGCGCACCCAGCAGCUACAGCCCGAAAACUUGGAUAGUUUCGUGGGUGCGCCAGAUACAGAUCACAACCUUUUUGCCACCUGUGGGAGCCAGGUCUGCUUCAACAGUCUGCCGGCAGGGCUUCAAGCCGGGUUGAAGGGAUUUCACGCCCUGUUGGUUCAUACCAUCAUGAAGCGAGCUCCUUUGCCUCUGGCUAUGGCAGAGGAACCGCUUGUGUUGGCGUUCGCUUCUGAUGCCGCCGACUGCACGGAGUAUGCUGUUGUGGCGUACCACACACGCAAGGCCCCCGUAGAGGCUGCCAUGCUUCGCCUCGAAGCUGUUACUGAAGAACCCGAAGAGGAAAUGCCCGAGGAUGUCUCUUUGAUUUUAAGAAUGACGAGCUCCCAGGACGGGCAGUUGCAUUUCAGCAGCAACGAGUCCUGGUGCUUCCAGCUUUUUCAGCGAUCGACGGAUUGGGUCCUCUAUGUUUUGUCCGUGGGCCAGGUGCGAAAGUUGUGGCAAUUCGACAUUACGGGAAGUGAUCGUGUCCAAGAGGACAAAGUCAACAGUGAAAUGGCUGCAUCCAGUGAGAUGUCACGGGUCAUGCAAGCCCUGCGGGCUUUGCAAAGGAAACCCCAACCCAGAAAGCGGCCCACUCCCGAUGGGCCCUCGCGACCAGGAAAGAAACGAAAAGGGCCAAAGGCCGAGCAAGAGAAGGCGGAGGUCGCAGCAGCUGCUCCUGGCAAGCAUCAGACGGCUGAAUUUGGACGGGGGGAAGCGGAGCAAGAUGACGUGAGCGACCGUGGUAGUUCCCAGAGUGAUGCCGGAGAGGUAUUCUCAGCUUUCGCUUUGGAGGAGCCAGUGGAAGCUCCCUGGCUCACGUGGCGUCUGCAGCUAUCUCAAAGGUUUUACCUUUGCAUUGUUUUGAAUCUUAAAACCUGA
This is a messenger RNA of Symbiodinium sp. CCMP2456, 2298 nucleotides long. The record is from the annotation of a GenBank genome assembly. Lineage: Eukaryota; Dinophyceae; Suessiales; Symbiodiniaceae.